AUGUCUUUCCACCCGCCCAACUCCCGCGCAUCCGCACCCGCACCUAAAUACCGAAUCUACUUCGCCUACGGGAGCAAUCUCCACCUGAACCAAAUGGCCCAGCGGUGUCCCAAAAGCAGAUACCUGGGGCGGGCGAUACUACACGGGUACAGGUGGCAGAUUAACGACCGGGGGUACGCGAACGUCGUGCGGGUGCCUCACGCCUCGCAAGUGUCGAGCUCAGUACAGGGUCUUUGCUACCUGAUUAACCGCGAGGACGAGGCGAAGCUAGAUCGCAACGAGGGCGUUCCGACGGCGUAUGGGAAGACUAUGCUAGAUGUGGAGCUUUUUGUGGGCAGGGCGGGGAUUGCUGGGAGGGAUGUUGGGGAGGUUGUGGGGUGUUCGGUGGAGGAGGUUAGGAGUGCGCCGCUGCUUUCUUUGGCGCAGCGUGGUGAGAUUAUACCGGCUUUGGUGUAUGUCAGUUUGAACCAUACGUUGGAUGGAAGGGCGAAGGAGGAGUAUGUUCAUCGGAUGAGGCUGGGGCUGAGUGAUGCGUUUGAUCUGGGGCUGUCGCCGGACUACGUGCAGUGGCUGGAGAGAGUGAUUAAUGCUGGGGUGAGGCAGAAUUCAGGGACUGGGGGGCAGAGAAAGCCUGAGGUGAGAUAUCAGAAGAGGGUCCCUCAGAGGGGGAGAAGACGUGGUGGGCAUCAGACGCCAGGUCUGCAGCACGGGGGAGCCAACUUUGCUGGGAGGGGGCACUUACACUGA
Aspergillus puulaauensis is the source of this 747-nucleotide messenger RNA. RefSeq names its product gamma-glutamylcyclotransferase family protein. Lineage: Eukaryota; Fungi; Ascomycota; Eurotiomycetes; Eurotiales; Aspergillaceae. Gene Ontology annotation, molecular function: gamma-glutamylcyclotransferase activity. The transcript has a single exon. The record is from RefSeq and is a predicted model, not a curated record. Bases 1 to 747 code for a protein of 248 amino acids.